Molecule: messenger RNA, 4293 nt
Organism: Paralichthys olivaceus (Japanese flounder)
Lineage: Eukaryota; Metazoa; Chordata; Actinopteri; Pleuronectiformes; Paralichthyidae
Gene: ap3b1a
Product: adaptor related protein complex 3 subunit beta 1a
Biological process (GO): anterograde synaptic vesicle transport; vesicle-mediated transport; intracellular protein transport
Cellular component (GO): AP-3 adaptor complex; clathrin adaptor complex; membrane coat
Source: RefSeq, a predicted model, not a curated record
AACCCGCGGCCCCAGCAGACGUCCCCGCGCUGCCUCUUCUGUGUGCUGCGGAUCUACGAGCCGUGUGAUGCCGAGGCCCUGUCAUGUGACACCCGCUUGUCCAACUCACACUUCCGCUGCUGCGUGAGAAGAAGAAAAGUUGGCUGGAAUCCGGGAGAAGUUUGCUGCCGCUCGGUCCGACGCCACGAACGUUCCCUCGCGUUUAUGAAGAGUCCGCCGCCGCGUAGAGGAGCAGAAGGACGGUGACUAAUCCAACAUGUCGACGAGCGCCUUGUACAACGACCAGGGAGGAGCGGAGGCUGCGGUGGAAGCGGGGCAGGAGAGCACCCCGACCUCCUCCGGCUCCGGUGCUGCCUUCGGACUGUUCAGCACCGACUUCAAAAAGAAUGAAGACCUCAAAGAGAUGUUGGAAAGCAACAAGGAGUCGCUCAAACUUGAGGCCAUGAAAAGGAUCGUUGGGCUGAUUGCCAAAGGGAAAAAUGCAUCGGAGCUGUUUCCUGCUGUUGUGAAGAACGUCGCGAGUAAGAACAUAGAGCUUAAGAAGCUCGUAUACGUCUACCUGGUGAGGUACGCAGAGGAGCAGCAGGACCUGGCUUUACUUUCCAUCAGCACGUUCCAGAGGGCCCUGAAGGACCCAAACCAGUUCAUCCGGGCCAGUGCACUGAGGGUUUUGUCCAGUAUCCGUGUCCCCAUAAUUGUCCCCAUCAUGAUGCUCGCCAUAAAGGAGGCCGCAGCCGACCUGUCCCCGUAUGUCAGGAAGACUUCUGCCCAUGCUAUCCAGAAGCUCUACAGCCUGGAUCCAGACCAGAAGGAGCAGUUGAUUGAAGUGAUAGAGAAACUAUUGAAAGAUAAAAGCACGCUGGUGGCCGGCAGCGUGGUGAUGUCCUUCGAGGAGGUGUGUCCAGAUCGCAUUGACCUGAUCCAUAAGAACUACAGAAAACUGUGUAACCUGCUGGUGGAUGUGGAAGAGUGGGGCCAGGUUGUCAUCAUCUCCAUGCUGACCCGCUAUGCCAGGACUCAGUUCGUCAGUCCCUGGAAAGAGGGUGCCAUGUUUGAUGAGGACAACGAAAAGGCGUUCUAUGACUCUGACUCUGAGGAGAAGAAAGACCAGACGGAGGCCAAGCCUUAUAUCAUGGAUCCAGAUCACAGACUGCUGCUGAGGAACACCAAACCUCUACUGCAGAGCAGGAACACUGCUGUGGUGAUGUCUGUUGCUCAGCUCUACUGGCAUCUGGCCCCUAAACAUGAAGUUACCAUUGUCACCAAGUCACUGGUCCGACUGCUAAGAAGCCACAGAGAGGUGCAGUACAUCGUGCUUCAGAACAUCGCCACUAUGUCCAUUCAGAGAAAAGGGAUGUUUGAACCCUACAUGAAGAGCUUCUAUGUCCGGUCUACAGAUUCCACACAUAUCAAAACACUGAAGUUGGAGAUCCUGACCAACCUCGCCAAUGAAGCCAACAUCUCCACUAUAUUGAGAGAGUUCCAGACCUAUGUGAAGAGUCAGGACAAGGCGUUUGCGGCAGCCACAAUUCAGGCCAUUGGCAGGUGUGCCACCAACAUCUCUGAGGUGACAGACACCUGUCUCAACGGUCUGGUUCUGCUCCUUUCCAACAGAGAUGAGAUUGUGGUGGCCGAGAGCGUUGUGGUGAUCAAGAAGUUGCUUCAGACUCAGCCCACCCAGCACAGCGAGAUCAUCAAGCACAUGGCCAAUCUCUUUGACAACAUCUCUGUCCCCAUGGCCCGAGCCAGCAUCCUGUGGCUGAUGGGAGAAUACUGCGAGAGGGUGCCGAAGAUUGCACCCGAUGUUCUGCGGAAGAUGGCAAAGACGUUCACAGUGGAGGAAGACAUUGUCAAGCUGCAGAUUGUCAAUCUAGCAGCCAAACUUUACCUGACCAACUCUAAACAGACCAAGCUGCUGACCCAGUACAUCCUAAAUCUCGGCAAAUACGACCAGAAUUAUGACAUCAGAGACCGAACGCGCUUCAUAAGACAACUCAUAGUCCCCAGCGAGAAGAGUGGAGCCCUCAACAAGUAUGCUCGUCGCAUCCUACUGGCCCCCAAACCAGCUCCUGUGCUUCAGUCUGCCUUCAAAGAUCGAGACCGUUACCAACUGGGAACUCUCUCCCACAGUCUCAAUAUCAAAGCGACGGGAUACCAGGAGCUUUCGGACUGGCCGGCUGUUGCUCCUGACCAGUCUGUGAGGAACGUGGAGGUCAUUGAGCCAGUGAAAGAGUGGGCGCCAUUAGUUGGGAAGUCCAAGAAAUCCAAAUCGGAUGACAAGUUCUACUCAGACGAUGAGGAUGAGAAAGAAGAGGAAGGAUCAGAUGGCAGUGGCAGUGAAGACAGCAGCAGCAGCAGCAGUAGCAGCAGUAAUGAAUCUGGCAGUGAGAGUGAGGAGGAAAGCAGUGAAGAGUCAGAAAAGACCUCCACUGAUUCUGGAAAGAGUUCAAGUGGAUCUGAUGAGAGCUCCAGUGAAUCUGAAUCAGAACAAAAUAAGAAGAAGAAAACGACCAAGAAGGUGCUGCAGAAGAAAAGCAAGCCAGCUGCUGCUCACAGUGAGUCAGAUGAAAAUGGUAACGGACCUAUAGCCAAUGCCAGCAGCUCAUCAGCUGAAAGCUCCUCCGGCUCAGAGACUGAGUCUGACGACGACUCUGACUCAGACUCCCCCGCAGUGCAGAAGAAGAAGAGUGACGUGAAGUCCAAACCCAAGGUGGAAGGGAAGUCCAAGAAGGAAGUCUCUCUACUGGAUCUUGAUGACUUUUCUCCAGCAGCAACAACCAAUGCACCAAAGUCUGCAGUCAUCUCCUCGAGCCUGCUGUCCGACCUCGAAGGCCUGUCCCUGUCCAACGUUUCCCCCACCAUACAGGUCACCACGCCAUCUUUCGGCCCAGUGAAAACCUAUGAGCUGCUUCACCACAUGACGGGAAAGGGUCUCUCUGCCAAGUACCACUUCUCGAGGCAGCCUUGUCUGUACCAGCCCAGUAUGGUGGCGGUGCAGGUCAUACUGACCAACAGCUCGGAUCACAGCCUGGAGGAGAUCCAUAUAGGAGACAGAAACCCUGCGAGCCUGAACGUCCACUGCUUUAACACCAUCGAGCGACUGGAGCCAGAGGCCUCAGUGACGGUUUCCAUGGGUAUUGACUUCAGCGACUCGACGCAAGCAGCCAACUUCCAGUUGUGCACCAAGGAGGACCAGUUCAGUGUGUCCAUCCAGCCGGCUGUAGGAGAGCUGUUUAUGCCCAGUACCAUGGCAGAAGAGGACUUCUGUAAGGAGCAAGGUAAACUCCUGGGCAUGAAUGAGACCUCGGAAACCAUCACCAUGGCAACAGCAAACACCUCCAGCCAGACCAUCAGCAAACAUGUCCUGUCUGUGGCCAACGUUGGAGUGGUGUCGUCCAGCCAGAACGUCCACAGGUUUGCUGGGCGGACGGUCAGCAGUGGAGCCCUGGUCUUGGUGUCGCUGGAGAUGAAGGAAUCCUCCUGUGCCCUGCUUACGAUCAACACAGAGAAGAGCGUCAUGGCGUCCAUGUUGCUCCGAGACCUCAAACAAGCCCUCGCCCAAGCAUAGAGCGCACCCUUGCCUCGCCCCCCGCUCCUGCCAGGUUCUUGUAGUAAAGGUAAAGGGGGAGGAAACUUAAUACAAUAUUUCAUACGUUUUAUUUCUGUGGUUUGGGACGAUUUUGGAGUCCUAAGGCCUGAGACUGAAGAGCUAGAGCUUGAGCUUGUGUGCUCACAGACAAUGAGCGAUCAGCGAUUUUCAGUUGUAUGGUCCGUCACUUUGGAAAGGAUUGUCCUCAACCACAGGAAUAACUUUGUGAAAGCAUUGAAUUAGGUGUUGAUCCUCUUUAAAACACACAGAAGACAUCAUAGAUGUGAUAUUACCUUUUUAAAAAUGGGACACUGCCCUCAACUAUUCUGUUCAUCCAACUUUGUCCUUCAGAAGUCGCACCUAAACAUGACACUCCUCCAUCACGAGAAUGUCACGCCACCUGGUGAUAUUUGUGCAUGAGGCAGUGAUGAUCUUUGUUUUUUAGUGCCAAGAGAAGCAGAGUAGCAGUGCCAACCCGAGUGAACAUUGUCAUACAUUUAUAAGCCUUUAUAAACCAAACUAGUCCCUGAGCCUGUUACAGUUUUACAUUCCAACCUUAAAACUGCCCGAAACCACAUUCGUCAAAGUGCCUUUCACAUGAAAAUAAUGUUAUUUAGAAUACCAAACAUAGAGAUUAGACGUAAAUCAACAAGGUCUUUUUAUUUGUAUCGCCUUUGCUGAAUAAAAAAAAAAGUGAACUUAAA